AUGAAACACCGCGGAGUCAUAGCCAUCCCGCCUGGCUCAGAGCCCCCGCUCCUGAUGUGUGGUCCCCACCUGGAGGGGCAGCAUCUUGUUCCUGCUUCUCCAGGUCGCAAGUGCCCUUCCUGGACCCACACUUGGGGUUCAGGGCUCACAGUUGGGAGCUGCUGGGCUGGAGCCCUGGUUCAGACCAUCGUGUCCCCACUGCUGGAGAGCUUGGGAGCAGGGCCGGGGGCCGAAGUCCCGAGAGAAGCGUCAGGGGUGCAGGGGAGAGGGCGAGGGGCCUCCUUCCUGAGACUGGCUCAGCGCGCUCCCCGACUGGGCUUCCGACAUGUGGGAUUUUGUAGUUGUUUUCCUUAA
Messenger RNA from Rangifer tarandus platyrhynchus (Svalbard reindeer), 354 nucleotides. The record is from the annotation of a GenBank genome assembly. NCBI's taxonomy places the organism in Eukaryota, Metazoa, Chordata, Mammalia, Artiodactyla, Cervidae.